AUGCCGUCGGGAAGCGGUGAGUCAAGACAACGUUCCUUCAAAAAGGAUGGAUUCUUGAACAUGCACUCUGAAAUCGAGUCGAGCAGUAGCAAACCCUAUACGGCGCCAAUGCAGACGAAGCAAACCGCUUACAGCGAGUGCGAAAAGCACUGUCCCAUAUGUAAGAAAGCUUGUGCCAGCGUCCCAAAAUGUAAACGCUUUGCGGAGCUGAGUACCGAAUCGAAGUGGGCUGCCGUGCGAGAGUGCAAGCUGUGCCGAAAAUGCCUACGGAGACACAACAGGUCCUGCAGACAACAAAAGCCGUGCGGUACAAACGGGUGCACCUUCCUUCAUCAUCCUCUUCUUCACUCCGAAAAACAACAAACUAAUAGUUCCCCGACAGUGACGUCCACAAGUUCUACACCACCGACUAACCCGCAGUUAAGUUGUAACAUUCAUCAGGGCGAAUCGCAAUUCCUGUUUCGGAUACUUCCGGUCAUUCUUUAUGGACCUUCGAAAACUAUUGAAUCUUACGCGUUUAUCGACGACGGAUCCGACAUUUCGUUAAUGGAACAAGAUCUAGCACAAGAGCUAGGUGUUAUAGGGCCAAUGAAAUCGCUAUGUCUCGGCUGGACAGGAGGAGCACACCGAAUGGAAACCUCCUUAGAGUGCGUAAACCUACAUAUCUCCAGUUACGGCGAACAACGAAAGAAGUAUAAGUUGUCCUUAGUACACACCGUAGAAAGCCUUAAAAUUCGGCCGCAAAUACUUCGGUACGCCGAUAUUCAAGCAAAGUAUCCAUACCUUGCUGGUCUACCCAUUGCAUCGUACGAGAAUGCCUAUCCUCGGAUUUUGAUAGGCGUGGACAACCUCAGUGUCGGAAACGUACAAAAGAGCCGUGAGGGACGUAUUCAGGAACCGAUAGCCAUUAAAAUGAGAAUCGGAUGGACAAUCUAUGGAAAAUGCGCAAUCGAAGAUAAAAUUGAACACUCUGUUGAUUAUCAUUCCGUCAAAGUAUGCCAGUGCAAUAAAGAUCUUGAUGAAGAUCUGCACCAAAUGGUUAAAAGUUUCUUCACACUGGACAGUGCUGGUAUCAGCGAACCUGUGAAACUCCUACAGUCAAAAGAGGAUGUACGAGCGCAGAUGCUUCUCGAAACAUUAACGAAACCUGGGAAUGGAUGGUAUGAGUCAGGACUUCUCUGGAAGUACGAAAACGUUCGGCUCCCAGAUAGCAAAGAGAUGGCUUUUAAAAGGUGGCAAUGUCUAGAAAGGCGAAUGAUGCGUGAUCCAGUGUUAGCAGAGGCAGUAAAAGCAAAGAUCUAUGAUCAUGUACAGAAGGGAUAUAUCCGUAAACUUUCGGAACAGGAACUGCAAGUGAAACGCUCUCGGGUCUGGUACUUGCCUAUGUUUCCGGUUUUAAACGCAAACAAACCAGGAAAAACAAGACUCGUAUGGGAUGCUGCCGCAACCGCCCACGGGGUUUCGCUGAACUCCGUAUUGCUUAAAGGCCCAGAUUUACUAACCUCCUUGCUAUCGGUAUUGAUCCAGUUUCGCGAGUAUCGGAUCGCAAUUUGUGGGGACAUCCGCGAGAUGUAUCACCAAGUCCACAUUCGCGAAGAGGAUCAGCACUGCCAGAGAUUUUUUUGGAAAGAUGGGACUAACACGAACCCGAGUACAUACGUCGUACAGGUAAUGACAUUUGGAGCCUGCUGCUCACCAAGUACCGCUCAGUACGUAAAAAAUACUCAUGCGGCAAAAUAUGAACAAGAAUAUCCUGCUGCUGUCGAAGCAAUCGUAAAGAGACAUUAUGUCGACGACAUGCUUCUAAGUGUAGAAUUGGAAUCACAAGCGAUUCAACUGUCGAAAGAGGUUAAAAAGAUACACGCGUCGGCCGGAUUUGAAAUCCGCAAUUGGACAACGAACUCACCAGCAGUUCUGAAAGCGAUGCACGAGCCAACAAUAGAGGAGAAAAACCUAAGCGGUGAAAAUUCAUUCGAAAAGAUUCUCGGGCUAUGGUGGGACACCUCAUCAGAUUGUUUUACGUUUAAAAUUUCACCUCGCAUAGACAAGCUUCUACUAUCUGGACGACGUCGACCAACUAAACGGGAGGUCCUUCGAACUCUCAUGAUGGUGUUCGACCCGCUAGGGCUCAUAGGGCACUUUCUAAUGGUUUUAAAAACACUCCUUCAAGAAAUCUGGCGCGCUUCGAUCGACUGGGACGACUUAAUCGAUGACUCACACCUUAGCAAGUGGACAACGUGGUGUUCAGCACUACCAGAAAUAACAACCGUGAAAAUUCCUCGUUGCUACCGAAUGGUGACGUCUACAGCCGACAGUACAACGAUCCAGCUACAUAUAUUCGUAGAUGCGAGUGAGACUGGCUACGCCGCUAUCGCUUACUUGAGAUAUCAGGAAGGAACCGUCGUCGAAUGCUCCCUAGUUAGCUCUAAAACAAAAGUUUCGCCUUUGAAAUAUCUGUCAAUCCCGCGCUCUGAGCUGCAAGCUGCGGUUAUCGGCGUUAGACUUGCGGAAACCGUUUCUAAAUCAUUGUCCAUUAGAGUGAAGGAACGCUUCUUUUGGACGGACUCGAAGGACGUACUAUGCUGGCUGAAAUCCGACCAUCGGCGCUAUAACCAGUACGUCGCGUUCAGAGUUAGCGAGAUACUGGAGGCAUCUGAUAUACGCGAAUGGAACUGGAUAUCGACCAAACAGAAUGUCGCCGACGAGGGAACAAAGUGGAAAGGCCGUCCGGAUUUGUCCGCCUCUAGUCGCUGGUUCCAGGGACCAGCGUUCCUACGGAAAUCACCCGGAGACUGGCCCAUUUCAGAUACUCAUAUUGGCAGUACAACCGAAGAACUUCGUCCUCACUUACUGUAUCACACCAGGAUCGAAGAAUCAGUUAUUAAUUUUAAUCGCUUCUCAGAUUGGCAGAAGUUACUACGUUGUACCGCUCGUGUUUUUCGCUGGGUGCACAACAUGAGGCGUAACAAGAAGGAACGAAGAGAUGGACCACUCAAACAAGAAGAACUAAUCGAAGCUGAAUGUUAUCUGUUUCGCGUAGCGCAGGCAUCAACCUACAUCGACGAAAUCGCCAUCCUCUCCAGAAACUCAAAUGAAAGCACUCCUAAUAAGUCAAUACCUAGAGGCAGCCAGCUUUACCAACAGUGCGCAUUCCUAGACACUAACAGUGUGCUAAGAGUUCGUGGUAGAACACAAGCCUGUCCUUUUAUCGCCAGCGACGCCGCUCAACCGAUAAUCCUUCCGCGAAACCAUCCAGUCACCCAACUCAUCAUUUUCGACUACCACAAGCGGUUCAACCAUCAAAAUCAUGAAACAACAAUAAAUGAGAUACGGCAGCGCUUUCGUAUUUUCAGACUUAAAGCCAUAUACAACAAUAUCCGCAAAGAAUGUCAAGAAUGUAAAAACACUCGUGCCUUACCUCAACCGCCAGCAAUGAGCGACUUACCUCCACAACGACUCGCUGCAUUUACUAGACCGUUUACAUACAUGGGGUUGGACUAUUUCGGUCCCAUGACUGUAAGCAUCGGAAGGCGAACCGAAAAACGGUGGGGGGUCCUUGCCACUUGCCUUACAACUCGCGCUAUCCACCUAGAAAUAGCUCACACACUGACGACCGAUUCGUGCAUCCUAGCGAUACGCAAUAUUAUGGCUAGAAAAGGCGUGCCAGCCACUAUCUUCAGCGACAGAGGCACGAACUUUCAGGGAAGUAGCAAAGAAUUACGAGAAGCUUUGAGAACCGUGAACCAAGAGCAACUUGUAAAAGAAUUCACGACACCAGACACAGAAUGGACCUUCAUCCCACCGGCUUCACCACACAUGGGGGGCGCAUGGGAGCGCUUAAUCCGUAGCGUUAAGUCUAACCUCUGUAAACGGCAAUGGAGAAGGCUUCCGACUGACGAAGUACUUAAUAGCACGCUCCUGGAGAUAGAAAACGUGAUCAACUCACGGCCACUGACAAACAUCCCUUUGGAAGACGACGAAUCACCGGUUUUAACACCUAACCAUUUCUUGCUGGGAUCAUCAAACGGACUUAAGGCAUGGGUACCGUAUGACGACAAUCCUGUGGUACUUCGAAAUAGCUGGAAACAGUCACAACUGAUAGCCAACGAAUUCUGGCGAUGGUGGCUGAGAGAUUACUUACCCGUUAUCACUCGACGCACCAAGUGGUUUACCAAGGCAAAACCAAUCGAGAUAGGCGACGUUGUAGUCAUCGCGGACCCAAAGGGUCCCCGUAAUAGCUGGCCAUUGGGACGAAUAAUCGGAGUGAAAUCAGGAGCAGACGGGCAAGUAAGAAGCGCCACAGUGCAAACCAACCAGGGCAUAUACGAGAGACCAGCGGUGAAGCUCGCCGUACUCGACGUGGGCGUCAAGGACUAA
Messenger RNA from Wyeomyia smithii (pitcher-plant mosquito), 4377 nucleotides. RefSeq lists its product as uncharacterized. The record is from RefSeq and is a predicted model, not a curated record. Gene Ontology annotation, molecular function: nucleic acid binding. Gene Ontology annotation, biological process: DNA integration. The transcript has a single exon. NCBI's taxonomy places the organism in Eukaryota, Metazoa, Arthropoda, Insecta, Diptera, Culicidae. The coding region runs from base 1 to 4377 and encodes 1458 amino acids.